CCUGCAGAGGUGAAGCUCUCUCGGGAUGCUAUGAUUUGUUAGGGGAUCAAAGUAUUAAAGAACGCUCUCAAUUGAGGAGCCGGCAAUGGCGGGAAUGACGUCCGCUCAACAGGGUGUUGCAGGGUCUUCCAAUGGCCUGUGCUGCCACUGUGGGACAUUGGCCAUCCCUUUUAUUGGUCAGUGUGCACGAAGUGGCUGCUUGGCGUACCCGGGAUGCGUCAUCAGAGAUCGUCGCCCCAGCCCAUGAACCCACAGCAGCUUUGUCUCCGACGACAUCUUUCGGCGACCGAGGUGAAGUCUCAUUAGCUGUCUUGAGUGAUGUGAACACCGGGUUGGGCACUCGUUUUGGACGCAAACAGUGGCUGAUGGUGGUCUUAAUUCACCUGACCUUUCCCGGCUGGCUCGGGUUGGUGUCGCACAUGUGUCUAUUAAAUCAUCGUCUCUCCCACGACUUGCACAAUAGGCUUGCUUGUGCUUUCUCACAGUUCUGUCUGCUGUACUAUUUAAAUUAGAACCGCACUCUGGACCUGGCCUCUCAGGUUUUGGCUGGCGGAUCCGGACGAACGUCACCAUAUCACGUCUAGUCCUCUCCGGAAGCGCCCAAGGUCGCACGGCUUUGUUCCAUACAUCUCUUCGAGUACAACAGAGGCGUGAAGAUAGUUCAGCGCA
This is a messenger RNA of Parathielavia appendiculata, 669 nucleotides long. RefSeq lists its product as uncharacterized. The coding region runs from base 132 to 512 and encodes 126 amino acids. The transcript is spliced from 2 exons. NCBI's taxonomy places the organism in Eukaryota, Fungi, Ascomycota, Sordariomycetes, Sordariales, Chaetomiaceae. The record is from RefSeq and is a predicted model, not a curated record.